Molecule: messenger RNA, 2544 nt
Organism: Danio aesculapii
Lineage: Eukaryota; Metazoa; Chordata; Actinopteri; Cypriniformes; Danionidae
Gene: pank2
Product: pantothenate kinase 2
Exons: 7
Coding region: 181-1494 (437 amino acids)
Biological process (GO): coenzyme A biosynthetic process
Cellular component (GO): cytosol; nucleus
Molecular function (GO): pantothenate kinase activity; ATP binding
Source: RefSeq, a predicted model, not a curated record
GCGCGUUCAUUGGUGACUCGAAUAACUGUGCUUGUCUUGUAAACACAGCGAUGUAAACAUUUUCUAUAACACUGUAAAUGACCAUCUGAAAUACUGACAAUGUCAUUAUCUACGUUAACGGUAUUUUUCAAGAUUAACUAGAUUAAAUCGAUUUGAUAGUGAUUUUUCUUAAACUACAUAAUGGAGCUGAACGGCUUCCACUGCGAGGGCGAGGGAUGUGCGGAGGAGCAGGAGGAAGAGUCGACGGCGCUCAAGCUGCCUCGGUCAAAGACGGAAGCCUCCUGUAGCAUGAUCGCUACAGCGGCUCCAGACGGUGAAGCGGCUGGGGGAAGUGCGCUCGGAGAGCGGCUGGUAUCAAAAUCGACGCCGGUGAUGUUGAGGCUCGACUCGCUGAAAAAGAACAGGCCGCCUUUCCCAUGGUUUGGCAUGGACAUUGGGGGCACAUUGGUGAAGCUGGUCUACUUUGAGCCCAAAGACAUUACAGCAGAAGAAGAGCAGGAGGAGGUGGAGAGUCUGAAGAGCAUCCGUCGUUUCCUCACCUCACACACCGCCUAUGGCAAAACAGGUAUUCGGGAUGUUCACCUGGAGCUCUCGGACCUCACCCUUUGGGGCCGCAAGGGCAGCCUGCACUUUAUCCGAUUUCCAACGCAUGAGCUUCCUGCCUUCCUGCAGAUGGGCAGAGACAAGCACUUCUCCAGUCUGCACACUGCUCUUUGUGCCACAGGAGGUGGUGCAUUUAAAUAUGAGGAGGACUUCCGCACGAUGGCCAAUUUGAAGCUGUUCAAGCUGGAUGAGCUGGAGUGCCUGAUAAAGGGAGUUCUGUACAUUGACUCAGUUGUCUCAAGUGAUCUAUCAGAAUGUUACUAUUUCGAGCACCCAACAGACCCUGAGCAUUGUGAACAGAAAGCAUAUAAUCUGGAGAACCCGUAUCCUCUGCUGCUUGUCAACAUUGGCUCUGGUGUUAGCAUAUUGGCUGUAUACUCCAAAGACAACUACAAACGUGUUACUGGAACCAGUCUAGGUGGUGGUACAUUUCUUGGGCUGUCUUGCCUGUUGACGGGAUGCUCCACCUUUGAGGAAGCACUGGCAAUGGCCACUGAAGGGGAAAGCACACGUGUAGAUAAACUUGUCAGGGAAAUCUAUGGUGGCAACUAUGAGCGAUUCGGCCUGCCCGGAUGGGCUGUUGCCUCCAGCUUUGGGAACAUGAUGUGUAAGGAGAAGAGAGACUCUGUCUCAAAGGAGGAUCUGGCCAGAGCAACACUCGUCACCAUCACAAACAACAUCGGCUCCAUCACACGCAUGUGUGCGCUUAAUGAGAACAUUGAAAGAGUGGUGUUUGUUGGUAACUUUCUGCGGGUGAACACGUUAUCCAUGAAGUUGCUCGCGUAUGCUUUGGACUACUGGAGCAAAGGACAACUAAAAGCCCUGUUCCUUCGACAUGAGGGUUAUUUCGGAGCAGUUGGUGCACUUUUGGAACUACCAAACCCAUCCUGAGUUACUAGAUUUCACUUUGUAUCUUUUUACAAAACAAAAGCACACAAAUAUUUAUGCAAACAGACCAAAGGUGCCUUCAGAUAUCAGACAAUACUAUGCAGACCAGGCCCUGGAUCUUAUUUAUACCAAAGAAAUACUGCAGUAAUUAUAAUAACAUCUCUUUAUAGUGAGUAAAACAAUGAUAUCCAAAAAUAAGGAUUAAUCAAGUCAAUGCUAUAGAUAUAGGAUUUACUGCAAUGCUAUUUAUUGCAUUUCGAAAAUGACUAAAAUGCAUCAAAGGUGACGAACAUCAAAAUCUGAUAUGAAAAUAAGCUAGUAAAAUCUGAUUUAUAACUCACAUCGACACAUCUUAGGUUAUUAGAUGUGACUUUUAUCACUACUGGUUAGCAUUAAGCAGUGAUUGACGCUUGUGGUUGUAAGUGACAAUAAUAAUUACCCAAGCAUGUGGUAAAUAUCACAGUUUUCAGGGGAAAGUCAUUAUUUACUGGGAUGUCAGUCAAGCACCUUUUCUUUGUCGUUUUGCUCUUUUCUGGUGCAACAUAUACAUUAAUUGGAGAGUGAGUAUAUAAUUGGAUGUGAAUUUGAAUGUAGCAAAACCGAUAUGCUCGAUGCAGUGUGUUCAGAAUGUGUAUGUUCAUGUUAUGUUUUUUGGACAAUUAAUGUUGUGAUGCUUGACAGGAUUUUGACUAAAACAACUUUGAGAGAAAAGGACCAGGUAAAAUGUUGACCUAUUAUCUGGAAGAGGAACAAAAACAUAUGCACUAUCAUAAUUCUCAAAGUCUUCAAAGCUGUUUGGUGUUGUUGUUUUUGUAAUUAGUUUGGUGUCUCUGUUUCUGUAACAAUGCAACAUGCAACACCAAAUCAGUGUGUGCAGUGUAAUCUUCUGUUCAUUGUCUGUUGUGUAUUUAGAGUUUUGUCUAUGUUUGUAAACAUAUUAGUUGUGUUGCUACACCAGCAUAUUAAGUGCCUUCUGUUUGUUUAAAAAAUGGUAAACAGGCAUUGUGUUCAACCAAAUAUUAAUAAAUAAACAACUACUUUGUACAUUUUUAA